AUGUCCACUCCCACGCCCAACGGCUCCUCGCCCUCUGCCACUGCCGCUGCAGCAGCAGAAAAGGUGACGACGCCCAUCUCGAACGCCGCAAAGGCCCGCAAUCCGCCCUUCCUGCCGACACCGCUUGAAGCCACCUUCCUGGCCGCCUACCCGGUACUCCUGGUCUUCGGCACGCUCUUCUCGCUGCUCUCGCCCGACGUGCGCAACGCGCCCUACGACGCCUUCACGCAGACGCACCAGCAGGACCCAGCGCUGGCGCCCUCGUACUUUGCGCGCAAGAACAACCUGUUCAACACGCUGUUCGUCAAGCGCGGCUGGGCGUGGAUCACCGUCGCCUUCGCGGCGUUCGCGCUCACGCACCCCGCCCUGGCGGCGGCCCCCCAGCGCCGCGUCAAGGCGGGCGUCCGCUGGGCGCUCGUCACGGGCUGGUGGUUCUUUGUCACGCAGUGGUUCUUUGGCCCCGCGCUCAUCGACCGCAGCUUUCGCUUUACGGGGGGCAAGUGCGAGGUCGCGCGCGUGGAGGUCGAGGAGGGCGACCCGAGCAAGGCGGACUUCGUGACGGCCGUGGCGUGCAAGGCGGCGGGGGGCAGAUGGAGCGGCGGCCACGAUAUCAGCGGACAUGUGUUCCUGCUCGUCCUGGGCAGCUAUUUCCUGCUGCAGGAGGUGGGCUGGGUGUAUGUCAGCUGGAGGGGCCGGCGCCGAGAGGAGCGGAGCGUCGUGAUGCACGACGGCGCGGUCAAGAGCGCGUCUGUCGAGCGGACUACGGACGCCACGGACACGACUGGUGAUGCGUUAGGGGUUGGGGCCAAGUUUGCCGGCGCGGUGAUUGUACUGAGCUGGUGGAUGCUGCUCAUGACAGCAAUUUACUUCCAUACGUGGUUCGAGAAGUUGACUGGUCUUCUCGUCGCAUUAAGCGGCCUGUACUCUGUUUACAUCCUCCCAAGAGCGAAGGCCAAUGGUGACCUGAAUUACUAUCCGACGCAGGUCGCCAUCCUUACACCGACUCCCAUACCAUUUCAGCUCCGCUUCUCGCCAGCCUUGGCCAACAAGCCUGAGAAACCGGAGGUGAGAUCCGGUUCGACGAAGCCGUUCAAUCCAUUCGAGAACCCCACGACGCUCCUCGUUACGCCCCUCGACCCUGCGCACAACCUUGUAUUGAACAAGUUCGCCGUCGUCCCUGAACACGCGAUCCUUGCUACCAAAGCCUUCAAGCCCCAGACACAUCUACUGGAAGCCGACGACCUAGCCGCUACGUAUGCCUGUAUCGAGACGUACAAUGCCGAUGCCGGACAAGAAUUGUACGCGUUCUUCAACAGUGGCCAGCAUUCUGGUGCGAGCCAGCCUCACCGACACAUACAGCUACUUCCAGUACAAAAGAUGCGCGAAGGGCUAAAUACAUGCGAGGGCGGAGACACAUGGUCUGUCAUGGCAGACCGGCUUGUCGGGGAGGACGCGGCAAAGAUACCGUUCAGAACAUUUGCUGAGAGGCUGACUUCUGGGAUUGACGCCGAAACUCUCCAUGGAAUAUAUCUCAAACUAUAUAAGCAGGCAUGCCUGUCGUGCGGCAUAGCGACGGGGGCGGAGACUGGUGGCGAGGCGAAGAUCAGCUACAACAUGGCGAUGACGCGUAACGCGAUAGUGAUCUUGCCGCGGUUGGCAUCUGGAGCCCCGGUGGUCAUUGGCGAGGGGAAGGCACCGCACUACGUGGCAUUGAAUGGCACUGUUCUCGCGGGCACAGCGUUGGUGAAGUACCCCGUAGAGUGGGAAGCAUUACGGAAGGACCCUUCACAACUACUCGGUAUCUUGGCGAAGAUAGGGGUGCCAAACAGCUAG
Phaeoacremonium minimum UCRPA7 is the source of this 1833-nucleotide messenger RNA. Its product is annotated as putative inositol phospholipid synthesis protein scs3p protein. Gene Ontology annotation, molecular function: ATP:ADP adenylyltransferase activity; ATP binding. The record is from RefSeq and is a predicted model, not a curated record. Lineage: Eukaryota; Fungi; Ascomycota; Sordariomycetes; Togniniales; Togniniaceae. Gene Ontology annotation, biological process: nucleotide metabolic process; phospholipid biosynthetic process; lipid storage. The transcript is spliced from 4 exons. Bases 1 to 1833 code for a protein of 610 amino acids. Gene Ontology annotation, cellular component: endoplasmic reticulum membrane.